AUGGCGGCACCACCACCUGGAUACAAUGGGCAGGAUGCCUACCAGGCCCCAGAUCCUUAUGGGCAGCAGAGUCCAGCGCAGCCAGGUUUCGGCACGACGUCUCCUCCCCCUCAAGCCGGACAACCUGAACAUGAAGGGGGAAAGAAGAAGAAACGAGGGUAUGCUGCACAAGCUUACGACUUUGGGGCUGGUGCGAACUCAGCGCUGGGAGGGCAGAUGCAGGGAGGUGGGCAAUUUCAACCACCUCAAGCUCCUGCCUAUGGCGGAUAUGCAGCGCAGCCAGAACCACAGCAGCCAGCAUAUGGUGGUGCACCACAAUAUGGAGCUCAAGUUGGAGCAGCGCCUGUCCCUGGAGCACCUGCCCCAGGUUUUGCUGGCGCCCCAUAUGGCGGCGGUGUAGGCUAUCAACCUCCUGAUGCUGGAUAUCCAGGUCCUGGAGCACCAUCUCCUGGUGGAGUAGCUGGCAUUACGCAAGGCAUGGGUCAAAUGGGUGUUGGAGCGCAACCACAAGCCCAACCUCAGCAAGCAGCUGCUCGUCCAGGGCCAUUGAACCAAUUAUACCCCACCGAUUUACUCAACCAGCCUUUCAACGUUGCAGAAUUGGACCUACCGCCCCCUCCGAUCAUACUACCACCUGAUUCGAGUGUCACCCCUUCGCCGGACGCAAACUGUCCCCCUAAAUAUGUCCGAUCAACCCUGAACGCUGUUCCUACUACGCAUUCACUCCUCAAGAAGUCGAAACUUCCUUUUGCACUCGUCAUCCAACCGUACACUUCUCUUCAUGAUGUCGAUGAUCCAGUACCUAUUGUCCAAGACCAGGUCAUCUCUCGUUGCAGAAGAUGUCGGUCAUACAUUAAUCCUUAUGUUACAUUUCUUGAUCAUGGACAUAGAUGGAGGUGUAAUAUGUGCAAUUUAACGAAUGAUGUUCCUCAGGCGUUUGACUGGGAUACUGCGGCACAAAAGAGUGUUGACCGCUGGCAACGACCUGAGCUAAACCAUGCAGUAGUUGAGUUUGUCGCGCCUCAGGAGUACAUGGUUCGACCUCCUCAACCUCUGGUAUAUCUCUUUCUCUUCGAUGUCAGCUAUGCGUCCGUAUCAUGUGGCCUUCUUGCUACUAGUGCUCGAACUAUUCUAGACAGUCUAAACCGGAUACCAAAUGCUGAUAGACGGACUCGGGUCGGAUUCAUGGCUGUGGACUCGAGCCUGCACUAUUUUGCUGUUCCUAAGGAUACUGAUGAGAAUGAUGAAACUAGUAUGCUCGUUGUUAGCGAUUUGGAUGAGCCGUUCUUGCCAAUUCCCCAGGAACUUCUUGUUCCGUUGUCAGAAAGUCGAGUCAGCGUCGAAAAAUUCUUGACCGCCCUCCCAUCGAUGUUCCAGAGUAACCAGAAUAAUGGGUCUUGUAUGGGCUCUGCUUUACGGGCUGGCCACAAGCUCAUUUCACCUCUUGGUGGCAAGAUUGUUGUCAUAACUGCUUCCUUGCCCAACGUUGGAUAUGGAAAACUGGAAAUGCGUGAAGACAAGAAGUUAUUGGGAACUUCGAAAGAAAGCAGUUUGCUCCAGACUGGAAAUAGCUUCUAUAAGAGCUUUGCGGUUGAGUGCUCGAAGAACCAAGUUUCUAUCGACAUGUUCCUCUUUUCAUCCCAAUACCAAGACGUGGCAUCUCUCAGCAACCUUCCACGAUACACUGGAGGUCAAACCUAUUUCUACCCCGGAUGGAAUGCAGGCAGAAGCGAAGAUGCUAUCAAGUUUGCCACAGAGUUCAGUGAUUACCUUUCCUCUGAAAUUGGACUUGAGGCUGUCUUGCGUGUUCGUGCUACAACCGGCCUCCGCAUGAGCACGUUCUACGGCAAUUUUUUCAACCGAAGCUCCGAUCUUUGUGCUUUCCCAGCUUUCCCCAGAGACCAAAGUUACGUGGUCGAAGUAGCUAUUGACGAGAGUUUGACAAAGAACUUUGUUUGCAUGCAAACUGCCGUUCUUCAUACGACUAGCAACGGAGAGAGACGCAUUCGAGUAAUGACCCUGUCUCUACCCACAACCACCCAGCUUGCGGAUGUCUAUGCUUCAGCUGAUCAGUGCGCGAUUACAACCUUCUUUAGCCACAAGGCAGUUGAAAGAGCGUUAAGUAGCGGACUUGAGCCCGCCCGAGACGCAAUUCAAUCCAAGCUCAUUGAACUUCUCCAGACAUUCAAGAAGGAGCUUGCUGGUGGAAAUAUGGGAGGUGGUGGCCUGCAAUUCCCGGCAAAUCUGCGUGGCCUGCCUGUUUUGUUCCUUGGACUCAUUAAGAACGUUGGUCUUCGAAAAUCUGCUCAGAUCCCAUCAGAUCUUCGAUCGGCGGCCCUUUGCCAGCUGUCAACUCUCCCCCUCCCUCUUUUGAUGCAAUACAUUUACCCACGACUCUACUCAUUACACGACAUGCCAGACAACGCAGGUGUUCCUGAUCCAGAGACGAGCCAAAUCGUUCUCCCACCUCCACAUAACCUCUCGUCGGAGCGUAUUGUUCCUUACGGUCUCUACCUUAUUGAUGAUGGCCAGACUCAGUUCUUAACUAAGCUGAAGGUCGGCAAGAGCUCGUUACCAGAGCUUGACAACGAUUUUAGCGAACGCGUUCGGGCAGUGGUACAGAAAAUUCGGGACUACCGAUCUCGCGGUGUCGGGAGCAUCAUUGUUCCUCAUCUUUAUGUCAUUCGGGAAGAUGGAGAUCCAAGCUUGAAGUUGUGGGCGCAAACAUUGUUGGUAGAGGAUCGCGCGGACCAAGGCAUGAGUUUCCAGCAGUGGAUGGGAACACUGAGAGAAAAGGUGAGCUAA
Molecule: messenger RNA, 2805 nt
Organism: Lachnellula hyalina
Lineage: Eukaryota; Fungi; Ascomycota; Leotiomycetes; Helotiales; Lachnaceae
Gene: SEC24
Product: Protein transport protein
Exons: 3
Coding region: 1-2805 (934 amino acids)
Biological process (GO): endoplasmic reticulum to Golgi vesicle-mediated transport; intracellular protein transport; COPII-coated vesicle cargo loading
Cellular component (GO): endoplasmic reticulum exit site; COPII vesicle coat
Molecular function (GO): SNARE binding; zinc ion binding
Source: RefSeq, a predicted model, not a curated record